Messenger RNA from Pyricularia oryzae 70-15, 1331 nucleotides. Its product is annotated as proteasome component C5. Gene Ontology annotation, cellular component: proteasome core complex. Lineage: Eukaryota; Fungi; Ascomycota; Sordariomycetes; Magnaporthales; Pyriculariaceae. The record is from RefSeq and is a predicted model, not a curated record. Bases 244 to 1041 code for a protein of 265 amino acids. The transcript has 2 exons.
CAGCUUGACGCGUGCGCAAGCAAUCGCAGCCAGCCAACUUGUAACGACAUUCAACCCAACGGCAACGGCUUAUCGAUUGACUCCCCAUCAUCAAAGGACGACCACAUCAACCUCGACUGCUUCACGAAGUAUUUGACGAUUUUGACGAACCCCCAUAAUCGACACAGAGGGCACGAAACCCACCAUAGGACGAAUCCACAAGCCUUCAAUCUCUAGACCGUCUACCUGCAGGCGUCAUCAACCAUGGCGGCCAUGUUCAGCCAAAACCCCGUCAUGAACGGACCCAACUACGCUUUCUCAGAUACCCCCAGAGUCAACGCUCCAGGCGGUGCUCGGCAACAUGGUUUCAACCCAUACACCGACAACGGCGGCUCCACCCUCGCCAUCGCGGGCGACGACUUUGCCAUCAUGGCCGGCGACACGAGAAUGGCGUCUGGUUACAGCAUCAACACCCGCUUCUACCCCAAGGUGUUCAAGAUUGGCGGCACGACGGCCGACAACUCGGACGCGACCCUGGUGCUCUCGGUGGUCGGCUUCGCCGCUGACGGUGAGGCCCUCAAGGAGCGCCUCGACGCCAUCUGCAAGAUCUACCGCUACCGCCACGGCAAGCCCAUGACGGUCAAGGCCUGCGCCAAGCGCCUGUCCACCAUCUUGUACCAGAAGCGCUUCUUCCCGUACUACACCCACGCCAUCCUCGCCGGCAUCGACGAGGAGGGCCACGGCGCUGUCUACAGCUACGACCCCGUCGGAAGCUACGAGCGCGAGCAGUGCCGCGCGGGAGGCGCCGCCGCCAGCCUCAUUAUGCCCUUCCUUGACAACCAAGUCAAUUUCAAGAACCAGUACGUCCCCGGCAGCGGCACCGGCCACGACCUGCAGGAGCGGGAGAGGAAGCCCCUCCCCAGGGAGACGGUCGAGACCCUGGUCAAGGACGCUUUCGAUGGUGCGGUGGAGAGGCACAUCGAGGUCGGCGAUGGUUUGCAGAUGAUGAUUAUCACCAAGGACGGGAUCGAGGAGGUCAUCAUGCCGCUAAAGAAGGACUAACUUUGGCAGGUAUUGAGGGCCGGCUUGAUCGAAGGGUGUGUACCUGUUAUGAGGUGAGGGGAUUUGGUUUUUGACGGCUUACGGACAAAAAGGACCGAGGCUUUCCGUGUACAUUAUCUGCAUCCUCUAUCGGCGCCUACACACCUGUUCGCUUCCACCGGCCGAUGACUUAUAGAAUACAACUGACCUUUACGAUAAGCAUACAUUCACCCCGCGCAGGCUAACUUGGGUUAUUGUGGGAUUCUGAAAGCAGCCGCAAGGGUCAUUGGUUGAUUGACAGAACCCACAAG